Messenger RNA from Capronia coronata CBS 617.96, 972 nucleotides. RefSeq lists its product as uncharacterized. Lineage: Eukaryota; Fungi; Ascomycota; Eurotiomycetes; Chaetothyriales; Herpotrichiellaceae. Gene Ontology annotation, molecular function: NAD binding. The transcript has 3 exons. The record is from RefSeq and is a predicted model, not a curated record. The coding region runs from base 1 to 972 and encodes 323 amino acids.
AUGAAUCAAAUGAAUGGAUAUAUCGUUUCAUUAGUCCCCCCUUCUAACUUUCGACAUCACAGUCUCAAACUCAUCCACCUCUUCUCCGCCGGCAUCGACAGUCUUGCCAACCACCCGAUCCUCACAGACAGCGCGAUCCCCAUCACCACGUCGUCGGGCAUCCACGGACCCCCGAUCGCCGAAUGGGUGAUCCUGACCACGCUGGUCGCCAGCAAACACUACGCCACGCAGUACGAGUGGCAGAAACAGCAUCGCUGGGCCACAGACCGGUCCGAGUUGCGUGGCACAACGGACUGGGUGGGCAAGACUGUUGGGAUUGCUGGCUAUGGAAGUAUAGGUCGACAAGUCGCCCGCGUCUUCUCCGCCCUGGGAGCCAAUAUCCACGCAUACACCGCCUCUCCUCGUCCCACGCCCUCGUCCCGCGCCGACACGGGCUACUUCGUCCCCGGAACGGGCGAUCCCUCCGGUAGCAUCCCUCGAGCGUGGUACAGCGGGACCAGCAAGACGUCACUGCACACGUUUCUCGCCUCAGGGCUGGAUGCGUUGGUGAUUGCGUUGCCAUUGACGCCUGCGACGAGACAUCUUUUCGGGGAGGAGGAGUUUAACGUGUUGGGAAGGAGGGCGCUGCCAGCACCAACUUCUACUUCUACUCCAACAGCUUCUCCAACUUCAAUUCCAAAAACUUCUUUCUUAAUCAAUAUCGCCCGCGGCCCCCUCAUCGACCAAGCCGCGCUCAUCAAAGCCCUGAACGACGGAACUCUCUCCGGAGCCGCGCUGGACGUGGCAGAUCCGGAACCGCUGCCGGCGGACGAUCCGCUAUGGGACGCGAAGAACGUCAUCAUCACGCCGCACGCCAGUUCGCUGGGAUUGGAGUACGUGCGGCGAUCGUAUGAUUUGUUCAUGACGAAUUGGGAGAGAAGGGAGAGGGGGGAGAGGUUGUUUAACUUGGUGGAUCGGAAGAAGGGGUAUUAA